AUGGCCAUGGAAAAACCUGACGUGGCUGGCGCUGGGCAGUCCGCCCCCGCUAAAUUCUCGCGCUAUCGCUCCGUCCGAAAGGCUGCUUCCAACAGGCCCGACUUGCCUCAGUCGCAUCCUCCACUCCCUCCCCUCGAUACCUCCGUGCAGCACAAGGCCCCGACCGCCACCAUGUCCGCCACCACCGUCAAACGGAGCAUGUCGCGAUAUCGUCGCCAGCGAGCCCCGACCGAGACGAAUGCGAGUCAGCCGCCCGUGCCGGCCGAUCGGGCCUUGGCAUACAGGGGUCCUGCGUCCGCGACGCAGGGGAAGAAUGAGUGGCCGGGGCGCGAGCAAGGGGACCGGCGCCGACAGAGGGAUGCGACCGUCCGCGCGGAGAAAUUCGUCUGCCCGGAGGACAGCGAGGAUGAUGAGUUCCGCGACCACCAUCGCCAGAAUGCGAUGGAUCGGCUGACCGGCGGAGAAAAGAAGACGACCGGCGCUACGACUCACCGUCGACCUACGACUCGCGACAGGGCGGCCGCGCGCGAUCGCGAGGCGAAACACUCGGACGAGCGACACUAUCGCACCGAUGGCGAGAGUAGAACCCGGGCCAGCAGCCGGCGUCGGUCGAGCCACGAGCCCAAACGGCAUUCGCUGAAGGAGACGGCCAAGGUCUCGCGGCCUACGGACGAAGCACCGCAGCCAAUCGACACCGCUGUGGGCAAUCGGCAUCCUGGAUUCGACGCGCCGGUUUCGGCGGUCAAUGCGGGCGAGCGACAGGUCUACGUGCGCUACCGAAAAACGACCAUGCAGCUGUCCGUGACGCCGUCGACCUCUGCGCAGGAUCUCCUCUUUAUCGCCGGAGAGUGUCUGGCGGGUGAGAUUGACCCGUUGAAAUUCAUUCUGAUGGAGUCCUUCACGGAACUGGGCCUAGAGCGACCCCUGCGCCGAUACGAAGCGGUGCGCGAGGUGAUGAACUCCUGGGCGCACGACAAGGAGAACACGCUGAUCGUCGUGCCGGGGGCCAGUCUCGAAGCGCUGUCGCAGCUGGACGCCAACUGCGUGUCGGGCCAGCCCGCGGAAGUGACGUUACACAUGUACUACUCGCAACGGCUGCGCAAGUGGGAUAAACGGUUCAUCACGCUGCGCUCGGACGGCCAGGUGACCCAGUCCAAGAAGGAGAAUGGCCAGGAGUCGGCGAAUGUUUGCCAUCUGUCCGACUUCGACAUCUACUCGCCCACGCCGGGGUAUCUGUCCAACAAUGUGAAACCCCCCAAGAAGAUCUGUCAGGCGGUCAAGAGCCAGCAGAAGUCGAGCAUGUUUCUGUCCACCGAGAAUUUCGUCCAUUUCUUCGCGACCAAUGACAAGGCGAUUGCCGAUGCAUGGUACCGCGCCGUCCAUGCGUGGCGCAGCUGGUACCUGGUCAAUAAGCUGGGCGCAGGCGAGGACAAGACCGAAUCCCCUGCCGCCGUGGACGAAGUGUCGCCCAGUAACAAGCCGUUCAAACCGUUGCUGCACAUGGACUCCCCCGACACCUCGGGCUGCGAAGGCAAGCCGUCGAAAACGAAAGAGCUGUUUUCGCGCAAGAAGAGCACGCGCGAGCAUGCGCCUCCUCCCUCAUCCUUCCCCAAAUUACUGGCCGACGAGCCCGACCUGGCACCGCCCCCUCCGCCUGUUUCUUCCUCGCCCGAUGACUCGCCGUUCACUUCGUCCGGCCUCCUCGGACGCAGCUACACUCUUCGCCACCGCGCCAUGAAAGAACGCGAGGAGCGCGAGAAGAAAGCCACGGAAGACCCCUUCGCCGCGCAAGGUCUCAUCGGCAACAUGACCCGGCGUCCGACCAACGGUCCCUCGUCCAGCCGACCGAACAGCCGCUCCAACACGAUGACCUCCACCCAAGCCCCCGACCUCGCCGGACUCAAACGGUCUCAAUCCAUCAACAAAAACAAGCCCCUGGUCGACCUGACCCCGGUGUACCAAGAACCUCCCCAGCACGCACGCAAGGGCCGCGGCGUCGCCGUCGAGCCGGGAACGCUGCUCAUUGACGCCGCCACCGGCCGCGAAGCCCCUGGCGGCAUCGCGGUGCCGUCCGCGACGACGUGGCGCCGACCUCCUCCGCCUCCCGUUGAUCUGCCCUCGCCGACCGAAGGCACAUCUCGCACCCGCAACCGCUCCCGUUCGCGUUCCGUCACGGCGCGCAGCAACCACCCCCGACACUACAACGCCUCUGUACCCGCCUCCCCAACCGCCGCGUCCCCCGCCGACGCCACCCAGCGCGAAGACCCCUUCAUCCCUAACAGCCUGAUCUCGCGAUCGGCGCAGCUGGCGGCGCUGCAGAACAACGGGGUCCCGAUCGGCCACGGCGUGGCGACGGGGGAUCGCAUGGCUACGAAACCGAUGCUGGACAUGUCUGCGGACAAUCCGUUUACGCAGGGGAGUCUGCUGAGGGGUUUGUAG
Molecule: messenger RNA, 2439 nt
Organism: Aspergillus steynii IBT 23096
Lineage: Eukaryota; Fungi; Ascomycota; Eurotiomycetes; Eurotiales; Aspergillaceae
Exons: 1
Coding region: 1-2439 (812 amino acids)
Source: RefSeq, a predicted model, not a curated record